Molecule: messenger RNA, 731 nt
Organism: Strigops habroptila (Kakapo)
Lineage: Eukaryota; Metazoa; Chordata; Aves; Psittaciformes; Psittacidae
Product: zinc finger and SCAN domain-containing protein 22-like
Exons: 2
Coding region: 1-729 (242 amino acids)
Biological process (GO): regulation of transcription by RNA polymerase II
Molecular function (GO): DNA-binding transcription factor activity; RNA polymerase II cis-regulatory region sequence-specific DNA binding
Source: RefSeq, a predicted model, not a curated record
AUGUCUGCUCCUCACGGGGACCCCAAUGGCUCUGCUCCCCCUCCACCCCCCCCCGCGGACCCUCCCCCCCCGGGGGGUCGUUACCUGCUCAUCGACGCGCAGGGGCUGCCCUACACGGUGCUUGUCACGGACAGCGGCGGCGCUGCAGUUCCCAGCGGCGACCACAGCGCGGCGCUGCGCUGCGCUCCCAACAGUGACCACAGCGCGGCGCUGCGCUGCGCUCCCGGCACCGACCACAGCGCGGCGCUGCUCUGCGCUCCCAGCAGUGACCACAGCGCGGCGCUGCGCUGCUCUGCCGGCACCGACCACAGCGCGGCGCUGCUCUGCGCUCCCAGCAGUGACCACAGCGCGGCGCUGCGCCGCGCUCCCCGCACUGACCACAGCGCGGCGCUGCGGUGCCCGGAAUGCGGCCGCGCGUUCCCGUUCCCGUCCUACCUCCGCCGCCACCGCAUCGCGCACUCCCCGCACAAGCCCCACGAGUGCCGCGCCUGCGGCAAAGCCUUCAAGCGGCGCUCGCACCUCGAGCGGCACCGGGUGAGCCACGGCGGGCGGCAGCCCCACGCCUGCGCCCUGUGCCCGCGCCGCUUCCGCCACCCCGGCGAGCUGGGGCAGCACCAGCGGGUGCACAGCGGCGAGCGCCCCUUCCAGUGCGCCCUGUGCCAGCGGCGCUUCGGGGAGCGCGGGGCCCUGCGACGGCACCUGCGGCGCAAGAGCCACGCGCGGGCGUGAAG